This is a messenger RNA of Dicentrarchus labrax (European seabass), 8833 nucleotides long. It is a transcript of the gene pcdh7b, whose product is annotated as protocadherin 7b. Gene Ontology annotation, cellular component: plasma membrane. The record is from RefSeq and is a predicted model, not a curated record. The transcript is spliced from 3 exons. NCBI's taxonomy places the organism in Eukaryota, Metazoa, Chordata, Actinopteri, Moronidae. Gene Ontology annotation, molecular function: calcium ion binding. Gene Ontology annotation, biological process: homophilic cell-cell adhesion. The coding region runs from base 990 to 4757 and encodes 1255 amino acids.
UUGUGAAUCCCUCUCACAGUGCUGCAGAUAGGGGCUGCCAACACAUGCGGCGCGUCUGCAGGUGAGGGAACAGGCUGAAUAUGCUGCUGGAAACACCGAGGAAUCCAACCAACGUUUCCUAAAAACUGCGUCGGAUAUACAUUUUUCUUUAUUUUUGAUUUUCCCUGUUUGAUUUUUCUUUUUCUUUAAAAAAAAAAAAAAAAAAUCACAGCCUUGUAUUUCUUUCAGCAGGUUGCGCGUUGUGGACUUGGCUCGCAAGAGGAGUGAGAACUAUACUGUCUGCCUGCUGGCUGCAAGUGACUUGGUAGGAAGAGAGCAGAGUAGGCAACCGGACAGGUAAUUUUUGCUUCACAUUCAAAAUCCUCGAGAUCGGGAGAGUUGACAGGCUCCGCGCAGACGACACUCGCCUUUAUGAUGAGUUUUGGAAACUGCGCGGAAAUUUAAAUGAUCCACUGAUAUACGUGGACACAUCAUCGGACAGAGGAAUAUUGCAGCCUCGACCCCCCCCCCCAAAAAAAAAAGAGGAGAUUCUUAACCACAAACUGUGAGUAAAGCGGCUGGAUAUGGACUGAAUUUACUUUCUGGUGAUAUGGUGCUCGGAAAAUAACAUUUUGGCUUUUACGCGCAUGAAAUUCAAAUAUUUGUGGCACCGCCCGGAGCGCACGGUCCCUCUCUGGUGUCUUUUCCAUAUCAUUGCGGUUUUUUUCCUACUUAAACAAGGAAAGAGCAACUAACAUCCAGUGCCAGAGGAGGAAAAGCAAAGCAGAGAGGAAAAGCCCGUGCACUUGCUGCUUUUCACUGCAGCAGGAGCGAUGUAGGAAGUCGUCCGGAGGAUGAAGUCUCACGCAUCCCGCAACAGAGGGCUUUGCUCUUAAUGAAAACGAUAUUUCUUUUCCAUAAUCGGACUCUCCCGGUAGUGAUUAAAUUAUUCUCUUUUUUUCUACAUUUUUCUUUUCACAUCUAAGUGGACAUUUUUUCAGGGGAGAACAAUGAGGACUACUGGUGCAGUGGACUAUUUGUACUAUUGCAUGCUCAUCCUGCAGCUCGUGCAUCAGCCCGCUGCCAAGCAAGUGCUCCGGUACCGUUUGGCUGAGGAGGGACCCGCCGAUGUUAGAGUAGGGAACGUAGCCGCCGACCUGGGCAUUGUAGCCGGGUCCGGUGAGGUGACAUUCACGCUAGAAUCAGGCUCAGAUUUUUUCAAAAUAGACAACAUAACAGGUGAGCUCACCACCAAUGAGAGGCGCAUAGACCGUGAAAAAUUACAGCAGUGCCAAAUGAUAUUUGAUGAAAAUGAGUGUUUUAUAGAUUUUGAAGUGUCAGUGAUUGGACCAGCCCAAAGCUGGGUCGACCUCUUUGAGGGAAAAGUCAUCAUAUUAGAUAUAAAUGAUAACACACCGUCUUUCCCAUCCCCUGUCCUGACACUGUCUGUGGAGGAAAACAGACCCAUUGGAACCCUUUAUCUGCUGCCCACAGCCACAGACAGAGAUUUUGGUAGAAAUGGAAUUGAGAGAUAUGAGCUUAUCCAGGACAAUGGGGAGAACUCAAGGCGCUUGGGCUCUUCUGGGGAUUCAUACUCGGGGAAGAGGAGAUUUGAGGAAGGCGCAAGCAGGAGCAGCGUCUUUGAACUGCAAGUUGCUGACACUACUGAUGGAGAGAAGCAGCCUCAACUCAUCAUUAAAGGGGCCCUUGAUAGAGAACAGAGAGACUCCUAUGAGCUCACACUGCGUGUUAGGGAUGGAGGAGAUCCCCCUCGCUCCUCUCAGGCCAUUCUUAGGGUGAUGAUCACUGAUGUGAAUGACAACAGCCCUCGGUUUGAGAAGAGUGUGUAUGAAGCGGACCUACCAGAGAACAGCUCCCCUGGUGCCCCCAUACUACAGCUCAAAGCGACUGAUGCAGACGUGGGGGUUAAUGGUCAAAUAGAGUAUGUGUUCGGGGCAGCCACAGAGUCAGUAAGGAGGCUACUGAGGUUGGAUGAGAGUACAGGCUGGCUCAGUGUGUUGCACCGCAUUGACCGUGAAGAAGUGAGCCAACUGAGGUUCACAGUAAUGGCCCGUGACCGAGGCCAGCCACCCAAAAUGGACAAGGCCACUGUGGUGUUGAACAUCAAGGAUGAGAACGAUAACGUUCCUGCUAUAGAGAUACGGAAAAUUGGACGCAUUUUCUUAAAAGACGGGAUAGCCAACGUGGCGGAGGAUGUGGUGGUGGACACACCCAUUGCCUUAGUCCAGGUGUCAGACCGCGACCAGGGGGAAAAUGGCAUUGUGACCUGCACAGUGGUAGGGGAUGUGCCCUUUCAGCUCAAACCAGCCAGUGAGAUGGAGGGUGAGCAGAACAAGAAGAAAUAUUUCCUCCACACGUCUGCACCGCUGGACUAUGAGGCCACACAGGAAUACAAUGUGGUCAUAGUGGCUGUUGACUCUGGAAGCCCCAGUCUGGCAAGUAAUAACUCUCUUAUCGUCAAAGUGGGUGACACUAACGACAACCCUCCUGUCUUCAGCCAGAAUGUUGUAGAGGUGUCGUUUCCAGAAAACAAUGCCCCUGGCGAGAGGGUGACAACAGUUGCAGCCAUUGACGCAGACAGUGGGAAGAAUGCUGAAAUAGCCUAUUCCCUAGACUCAUCAGUAAAUGGGAUUUUCUCUAUCGAUGCAGACAGUGGAGACAUCCGAGUAAACACCAUUCUGGAUAGAGAGCAAACUGAGCGCUACGAAUUCAAAGUGAUAGCCAAAGAUAAGGGCAUAAACACCCUUCAGGGCUCUGCAACAGUGGUUGUCCUUGUGGCCGAUAAGAAUGACAACGAACCAAAGUUCAUGCAGGAUGUGUUCACCUUCUAUGUCAAAGAGAACCUUGAGCCCAACAGUCCAGUUGGCAUGGUUACAGUCAUUGAUGCGGACAAAGGCCAAAAUGCAGAGAUGAGUCUUUUUAUUGAGGAAGAAGAGGACAUCUUUUCUAUUGAGAAUGACACUGGGACUAUUUUCUCCACUCUGUCCUUCGAUAGAGAGCAGAAAACCACAUACACAUUCCGUGUCAAGGCUGUGGAUGGUGGUGACCCUCCCAGAUCUGCCACUGCCACAGUUUCACUCUUUGUCAUGGAUGACAAUGACAAUGCACCAACAGUCACUUUCCCAAUAAACAGCUCUUACACCCUUCUUCCUCCCUCUAGUAACAUCAGGACAGUAGUCAGAACUGUCAUAGCCACUGAUACAGACACCGGCAUCAAUGCAGACCUGAACUACAGCAUCAUUGGGGGGAACCCCUUCAAGCUGUUUGAGAUUGAUGGGGGCACGGGGGUCAUUUCACUGGUAGGGAAGUUGGAGCAGAAGCACUAUGGUCUCCACAGACUAGUGGUCCAGGUGAAUGACAGUGGCCAGCCUUCACAGAGCACCACCACACUAGUUCAUGUGUAUGUUAAUGAGACUCUUUCUAAUUCCACGAUUGUGGAGGCCCAGGUGGCUAAGAGCCUGAGCACGUCUCUCAACACCAACAUUGCUGGUGACCCCAACUAUGAUCUAAGCAAACAGCGGUUAAGCAUUGUGAUUGGGGUAGUUUCGGGCAUCAUGACAGUCAUCCUGAUUAUUCUAGUUGUUGUUAUGGCCCGUUACUGCCGCCCCAAGAAUAAGAAUGGUUAUGAGGCCGGAAAGAAGGAUCAUGAAGACUUUUUCACGCCACAGCAGCACGAUAAGUCCAAGAAGCCCAAGAAAGAUAAGAAGAAACAGAAGUCCAAACAGCCACUCUAUAGCAGUAUUGUCACUGUAGAGGCCUCUAAACCCAAUGGGCAGCGCUACGAUGGUGUCAACGAGAAGCUAUCAGACAGUCCUGGUAUGGGCCGCUACCGUUCAGUCAACGGAGGGCCAGGGAGUCCAGAUCUAGCCCGGCACUACAAGUCCAGUUCACCACUCCCUACUGUCCAGCUUCACCCGCAGUCGCCAACAGCUGGUAAAAAGCACCAGGCAGUUCAGGACCUGCCCCCUGCCAAUACCUUUGUUGGCACCGGAGAUAACAUUUCCCUUGGAUCUGACCACUGCUCUGAAUACAGCAGUCAAACUAUCAACAAGUACAACAAACAGCCGUUUCGCCGAGUGACCUUCUCGGUGGUGAGCCAGCCCCAGGACCCUCACCAGCAGGGAUCGCUGCAGAGCUGCUACGACAGCGGCCUGGACGAGUCGGAGACGCCCAGCAGCAAGAGUUCAUCGGGCCCCCGGCUGGGCGCCCUUCCCCUGCCUGAGGACAGCUACGAGAGGACAACGCCGGAUGGCAGUGUCGGUGAGGCAGAGCACAUGGAAAAUGACGCCCGGCCCUUGCCUGAUGUAGCCAUGACUGGCAAGUGCACCCGGGAAUGCGACGAGUACGGCCACUCGGACUCCUGCUGGAUGCCUGUGCGCACGUCGCCUGAGCGACGGCCAUCCAAGUCAACCACCACCCCCCAACAACCAAAGCUUUCCACUUUCAUGAGCGGCAACGGCAGCGGCAGCAGCAGCGCAGAGCAGCCCGGCAGCCAGGAGACCCUCGCCAUGGCCGCCAUGGCCAACGGAGACCCCACCGCCGCUCACAUGAUGGGCGACCGCAAUCGCAACCUGCUCAACAAGAAGAUGGCAUCCUCCUCCUCCUCCUACGAGGCCUUCGGCUCACCUUCCUAUGGCUCGCCAGGAAGUGGGGAGGAGGCGCUGGGCCACCCCACCGAGGAGAUCCCUCUGGCACCUACUGGGGAGUACAAGCCCACGUCCUGUGGUACUCUGACACGACGGGAGGUGUACCUGUGAGCUGGGAUGGUUUCUACGCACCUGCUGUGCCACAACAUAUGGCAUUAAAAUACAACACUAAGCAUAGUUGCUUACUCACCACCGUUACAGCUCUAGAAGCUUUUAGCCACCCUUGUUCUAUGCAAGGUAGGACUAAACUUUCUCCAAAGACUUUUACAACAGCUCCUUAAUGAAAAAUCUAAGUGGAUAUAUAAACAUAGUACCAUUUUUAAAGUGCUAAUUCCGGCAAUGACCUGGAAAACAGGAGGAGGAGGAAAAACUGUUGAGGGCAUUGAUGGGACUUGGGAUGAGGCUGUUCAACUGGUGAGUCGGGCUCUUGAGACGUGAUCUGCUGCCUGACAGUCAAUCUGUACAGUAACCAACUCAUUUUACAUAUACAGUACAUGCAUGCAUUACCCCCGGUCCCCCAUGAAGGCCCCUUUCCCUGAAGAUGACACUGUACAAAAAGAGACCAUUUGUUUUUCUGUUUAUGUUUUUUCUAGAAACAAAGUUGUACAUGUGGACUAUUUUGACUUCAGAGGUGUGUCUGGUUAUGCCUUUUUUUUAUUUCAGAACUGUGCAACACCCUAGCCAUGAUGUUCAGUGGCUGCAACAAUAUAUUGGACAUAAUGGUCUCUAUCAUACUGAAGCUGUCUGUGGAUUCCGUCAUCUUGACUGUUUGUGAUAAAAGUUGCUCAAUAGCAGACCAAAACUUGACCGUAUUCAAUUCUUAUAGGGACGGGAAAGACUAAGCUUUAAAUACACAGAAAACAACACUUGUCUCAGUCCUCUCUUGAAAGGGAGAUUCAUGGACAGAAAUAGGAACCAAUGGAAUUUGCUGCAACAACACCUUGCUUCAGACUACAACACCACUGGUAUACUAUGAUGAGGAUGAACAUAUGAUGACUGAUUCUAACUGACCAGUGCGUCCGCUCUUCACCGGUGAUGAGUCACUCAUUGUACAUAAACAUUGGACCACAGCAACAACGCUAACUGCUUUCAUUCCCUUUUGUCUUGCUACCUUUCCUCAGUCUCUCGUUCUUUGUCUUUGAUUGGCGAGGUUGAGACCAAAACCCUCUUACGAAAUGCAAAAUUAGAGCCAUGACGUAUCACAGCGUUGGCUGGAGAAGCAUGUGUAUACAUGGGUUGUGCAUAUUCAGAUCGCCUCAGUGGGAUGCUACUGUUUAUAUCAAGUUGUUAUACCUACCCUGUUUUUUCACACAUGCAGACACUCACACACACACACACACACACACACACACACACACACACACACACACAUACACAUACACAGAAGCAAAGAAGCAGAUUCAUUUAGCUGAGGCCAGUGGAGCUGCUGCACUGACUGAAAAUCCUGGGUAAGCACAGCGCGUGGCAUGCCGAGAUUAAAAUUAUGGAGGUGCAAUUGAAAUUGUAUGUGUGUUUGGGCCAGAUAUGCAGUAUAUAGUGUGUGUGUUUUGGCUAUAUUUAGUGUAUACUAUAGAUGUACACCGAUAAUAGGCUUAGGAGGGCGUAAACAUGGCCAAGCUGGUCCUAAAACAGCUGCAAGGACAGCUUUUUACUGUUAUUUCUUUUUUUGGUUGUGUGAUAGACUGAGCAAUAAAUAUCAUAAUGUACACGUGACCAACAAGCAUCAACUUCUUUUUCACUUCUUCUCAAGCCUUCAAGGUGACAUUAACCCACAGUAGUACAUGGUGAUGGCAUCUUUGAGCACGAAUGUAAGAAUCAGCUCAAUGGAGAACAAUCAAACAAAGGCAACUUCUGUACACGCAGAUACCAGGAAGUUUUUGGAUUACAGGCUGAGGAAAGUGGUGUCAAAGUGAAACCAAAGCUUCGCAAACAGGAUGAAGCAUUCCCCCAUCACACACAAAAAUAGCUUUCUGGGAGAACUUUGCUUUAAGUACACAUUACAUGAAGAUUUUUUUUUUUAGUGAAGGAUUGAGAUUGAACGAUAAGAAUGUGAUGUCUCAACAACACAUCCACCCCAUCCUCAGAACCGAAGCUUAAUGACCACUUAACACACAGACACAUGACAAUGUUGAGAUGUUGUGCCUCCCGGUCUACAGUAAUGUUUCUUUUUCGCAGCUACACAGGCGCAAAAUCUCAUGACUGUAAUAAAGCAAAAGAAUAUCAGAUGCAAUGGAACUUUUUGUAUGUUAGCAAAACCCCUUUGGUUUGACCGGAGCUGCUUUUUCUGCAUUCCGGCAAUCUAUAGUCUGUAAGUACUACUUGUUGUUCGAAAGAAAGUGCUCCUAUACUUAUCAACUGUAUACAUAAAUAUUUACUUUUUACUGCACGUUUAAUGGGAACUUACUUCACUUACUGAGAAGGAAGAGGAAAAAAAAACUGUAAAACAAAAUGUACAAAAAAAAUGUUUUCCCUGUAAACAUGGAAAUCCACCUUGUUGCUUGCUUUUGUUAUACCUAAAGAAACAUGUAGUACAACUUAGUACAUCAGUUAAGACCAUAUCGUUGAUCUUCUUUUAAUUUUUUCAUACUUAAUCAAAUUUCAUCACCGUCUCUUGUAUCACCACACAAACCCAAAUCUCUCAUCUACAUCAACUUUAUACCAAGAGAUUUGCAAAAUUUUUACCCUCAUCUUGUAUUUUACUUUGUAAUCCCGUACGUUGAUUUCUUACACGAUAACAGUCAAAACCGUGGAAAUGAUCAUGACAAUGUACUAUGUGUUUUACUUUUUUUCUUUAUCUGGUGCCACUUUGUAUAUUUAGAGUGCUUCUGAAAAAAGGAAAAAAAAAAAAAACAUAAAAAAUACUAGAGUGAAUGCAAAUAUGCAAUUGUGCCUUUUUAUACCAAUUGGUAUGAUUAAAUGUUGGUUUGGAAUGGUGCAUAAACAAUUACGUUGACAUGCUUACAAAAGUAGAUGGGGUAGCAUUUAAGACCGGACUGAAAACCAUUUGCAUAUCUUAGAUGAAAUCCCAUGAUGUCAAAGGCUUCUUGGAGGACUACCAGUCAAAUGUCAGUGAGCCUGUCAGACUAAUACAAAUGGCUAUUGUUCACCAGGUUCAAUUAUCUUGUUGAAAUAUCCAUUCCUAGCAUAGUGCAUUACCGAAUGAGUACAGGUACAUUCAAAAGUUGCUUGUUGGUAGUAAUAAUAUGAUAUAAUGGAUUUUUUUGUCGUGUUCCACUCAUGUACAUGUAUGACAUCAAAGGUCAAGUAACCUUCUUUGUGCAUGAAACAAGCUCUAGGACUGAAUAUAGAAGCAUAGAAAGAUAGUGGGGGGAAAAAAAGAAAAAAAAUGCUUGGAGACAUUUGACUGCUGAGAGUUGAGGGAGCCUAGAGAUAAAAAUGCUAAUGUGACGGUUUACUAGGAGGAGUGGAAGUGGGGGGGGAAAAAAGCUGCAAGGGAGAGUAGCUGACAGAACACGCACCUCAGGAUGUGCCGAGCAACACAACACUCAUACACAGAUUCACAGUAUAUGCAUAUCAGUAGGUGAUGAAACCCCGUCCUACAAAUAAGCACGGUAUGAUGUUUGCUAUGAUAUUGCGAGGUGAGGCUUGGAAUUUUCUAGAUCAGAUGAAAGGAAAACAAAGACUCUGUAGUGUGAACCUCAGACGAAAAACAGAAGACAUGAAAGAAAAAAAUGCCAUAUAUUGGCAACUAUGCUGAUUACAGUGUACAUUAGUUAAUUUCUGAUACUCAGUUACUUUUAUUUUCUGAUAUUCAGUGAGGUAACUGCUACAGAAAUCUGAACGAGUGCAGGUGGGAUUUUUCGUGAUGUACGUAACUCCUGCCAUCAAAAUGUGCGCGUCUUGCUGCCUGAGGUGUGUGUUCAGUCCGUGCUCUCCUCUAUUCAUAUAGCCUUCACAGUGUGUAAUGAGAUUUGUAAUAUUAACCAUUACUAUUUGUCCUGCGACUUGGAUGUUGAUAUAGAAAUUGAGGAACAAAUUUAUCAUCGUUUAAUAUGAGUCACUAUGCACGCAGCUUAGCUGAACAUGGCAAAGUGUAUUGAACGCAAGUCCACUUCUAUUUAUGAGAUAUUUUACAUAAUUUAAUUUGCUUUUGUACAGGUUUGUGUAAAUAAAUUGCUUGUCAUUUUUGUCUCUGCAGAAAUUAAAAUAUAACAUGGUAAAACAAA